GCGGGGCCACGUAGGCGCACGCGCGGAAGGCUAGUGUGCGGGGCAGGUGAAGAUGGCUGCGAGCGUGGUCCGGGUUGUUUUGUGGAGAUGGAGAACCGGCGUCCAGCCGGGCCGUGGGUUGCGGCACCUGAGCCAAACCCAGGGACCUCCUGAUUACCCCAGCUUUGUGGAGUCUGCACAUGAAUACCAGUUUGUGGAGCGCCUUAUACCCCCCACCAGCAUUCCAAAGCCCCCAAAGCAUGAACAGUAUCCCACCCCCAGUGGCUGGCAGCCCCCUCAAGACCCUCCACCCAACCUGCCCUAUUUUGUGCGGCGCUCUCGGAUGCACAACAUUCCUGUCUACAGGGACAUCACACAUGGCAACCGUCAGAUGACAGUGAUUAGGAAGGUGGAGGGGGACAUAUGGGCCCUGCAGAAGGAUGUGGAAGAUUUUCUGAGCCCACUGCUGGGGAAGACACCCAUCACCCAGGUCAACGAGGUGACAGGUACCCUGCGGGUCAAGGGCUACGUUGACCAGCAGCUCAAAGCCUGGCUCCUGGAGAAGGGCUUUUGAGGCCCCACUGAGCAGCCUGUAUGACAGCAUCCCCCAUGGACUAGAAAUCUUGGGGGAUGGAGGUGGGUGUAAGGGACGGGGAGCACUGAGAGACCAGGGCUAAGGGCUUAGACAGGGCAGGAUGAGGGAUAAAGGGCCUCGGAGUCAAGCCUUGCUUGCAUAAAUGGAGAAAUGGGACUCUACUCCAGUAUCAGCACUGAGGGAGAGAGAUCUACUUGGGAGACCCACCAGGAACAGCCAGCUAGUGGGGGGCAUUAGCUGCUGUUCCCCCGUUUUCACUUUCCCUUCACUGGGGCUCCUUGGACUCAGCUAUUCAAAAUCUGGGGGUGGUGACUGCUCCUCUGGUAGAAGCAAUAGCCUAACUCAGUUUAGGGGAGGGCAGCACAGGGCAGACCCAUUGGGCCCAUCUCUCCCUUGGCCCUCUGGCCUUUCUGAGCUCACUGCUACCCUCAUUUCUGAGACCCUGCUGUGGGCCAGAGCUGGCUUGAUUGGAAGCUACAACAGAUGACUCAGGCCUGGAUCCUGCUGGUCUUAACAGGGCUGGGCACUGGGGCAGACUGCCCUUCUCAGCACCUGGGCUCUUUCUACCUGAUGGAGAGGUAGAAGGUUAAGCUGGGGUUCCUGUUCCUUUCCAAACUAGAAUUGUUCUUGACUGGCUUUCGAAGAUCCUGAAAAUGGAAGCUCCAGGAAAUGAAAUGAUUUGCUUUGUGGCCUGACCAUAGGGGAGUGUUUGGAAGUACCAAGGAAGGAGCCCAAUACAGGGCUACCCUCCUCAGCCUGGUUACCUAGUUUCAAGGCUGCUCAGGGAGUCUGCAGGCGAAAGGAUGCUGGCUCUUGCCCUCACCACCCCAUUCCAUCCCAUCCUAUGCCAAGUAGCCUUCAUACUUGCCUCUUCCUUGGAGUCUCAGGGCCAGAGACGUAAGUCCUCUCCUCUGCCUCAUCCGACUUGACCCCACCACCAGACUGGCUAAGAUAAGAUUUAGAUUCUGGCUCCAGUAUGUUUCUAAGGGCAAAGUACUUGACCUCUCCAGAGUGUCUCCAUAUGGAAAAUGGGUCUGUCUUCAUAAUAGUUCAAAAACUCAACACAGUGCUGGCCUGUGCAUAAAACCCUCUCUCCUGGAAGCUCCAGGCCUCUCUAAUCUACAGCCUUGGCAACGGAAAAGGAGCCUGACACCCUGACUGACCAUACGACACCAGCCCCACCAAUUGUUAAUGCAAGUUUUUAUUUGGCUGUAUAUACAAUUUAAGCUAUUAAAAUUUGUACAAUAUUUACAAAUUAAAUAAUCAUCUGAAA
Messenger RNA from Choloepus didactylus (southern two-toed sloth), 1847 nucleotides. It is a transcript of the gene MRPL49, whose product is annotated as mitochondrial ribosomal protein L49. The transcript has 4 exons. Bases 53 to 553 code for a protein of 166 amino acids. Gene Ontology annotation, molecular function: structural constituent of ribosome. The record is from RefSeq and is a predicted model, not a curated record. NCBI's taxonomy places the organism in Eukaryota, Metazoa, Chordata, Mammalia, Pilosa, Megalonychidae. Gene Ontology annotation, cellular component: ribosome; mitochondrial large ribosomal subunit. Gene Ontology annotation, biological process: translation.